AUGUUGGCAUUGGUUCUCCUUGCCCUAUUCUGUGUGGCAGCUGAGUCUGUUCAGCCACAGUCAUCCUCCUACAAUGGAGAGUAUGGAGGAAGGGGAGGAGAACGCUUCUCCCACUCAGGCAACCAGCUAGAUGGCCCCAUCACUGCCAUCCGAAUCCGAGUCAACAAAAACUACAUUGUGGGACUCCAGGUCUGAUAUGGCAAGGAAUGGAGCAACUAUGUUGGGGGUACCCAAGGUGAUCUGGAAGAGAUUUUCCUGCACCCCGGGGAGUCAAUCAUCCAAGUGUCUGGCAAAUAUAAGUACUACGUUCAGAAGUUAAUAUUUGUGACAGACAAGGGCCGCUACCUGACUUAUGGGAAGGACACAGGCACCAGCUUCAAUGCUGCCCCAUUGUACCCCAACACCGUUCUUCGAUUCUUCAGUGGCCGUGCUGGCGCUCUCAUCGAUGCUAUUGGCCUACACUGGGAUGUUUACCCCACCUGCUAA
This is a messenger RNA of Vombatus ursinus (common wombat), 486 nucleotides long. RefSeq names its product zymogen granule protein 16 (gene ZG16). The transcript is spliced from 3 exons. NCBI's taxonomy places the organism in Eukaryota, Metazoa, Chordata, Mammalia, Diprotodontia, Vombatidae. The record is from RefSeq and is a predicted model, not a curated record.